Molecule: messenger RNA, 7950 nt
Organism: Gymnodraco acuticeps
Lineage: Eukaryota; Metazoa; Chordata; Actinopteri; Perciformes; Bathydraconidae
Gene: kcnma1a
Product: potassium large conductance calcium-activated channel, subfamily M, alpha member 1a
Biological process (GO): transmembrane transport; potassium ion transport
Cellular component (GO): postsynaptic membrane
Molecular function (GO): large conductance calcium-activated potassium channel activity
Source: RefSeq, a predicted model, not a curated record
AUGCUAGCUGAGGCAGGUGGCUCCGUUCCACAUGGAAGCGACAGCUCUAUGAGGACAAGCAAUAUCAAUAAUAAUAUAAAUCAGGAAUCUUCAAUCUUAAUAUCCAAGAUGGAAGACGUUGUCAUCCCGUUCUCGUCUGAGGUGCCCUGCGACAAUAAUGGGCAGCGUAUGUGGUGGGCAUUCCUCGCCUCCUCCAUGGUGACGUUUUUUGGGGGUCUCUUCAUCAUCCUGCUGUGGAGGACAAUGCAAUAUAUGUGGACGGUUUGUUGCCACUGCAACGUCAAACCGAAGGAGGUGAAGGUGAUCCAGCCCGUAGCCACAGACAAACCAAAGGGUGAAGGUGUGAAGGAGGAGGUCCCCAUGAGCGAAGUGGGAUGGAUGACUUCAGUCAAAGACUGGGCCGGUGUCAUGAUCUCCGCUCAGACGCUCACUGGCAGAGUUCUGGUGGUGUUGGUCUUUGCGCUCAGCAUCGGGGCCCUCGGAAUAUACUUCAUAGACUCAUCAGAUCCGAUAGAAUCCUGCCAGAAUUUCUGGAAAGAUUUCACGUUACAGAUCGAUAUGGCCUUCAAUGUCUUCUUCCUACUUUACUUUGGACUGCGCUUUAUAGCGGCCAAUGAUAAACUAUGGUUCUGGCUGGAGGUCAACUCAGUGGUAGACUUCUUUACUGUUCCUCCCGUGUUUGUUUCUGUCUACUUGAACAGAAGCUGGCUCGGCUUAAGAUUUCUAAGAGCACUACGAUUGAUACAGUUUUCGGAAAUACUUCAGUUUUUGAACAUCUUGAAAACAAGCAAUUCCAUCAAGCUGGUAAACCUGUGUUCCAUCUUCAUCAGCACAUGGCUCACAGCGGCAGGAUUCAUACAUUUGGUUGAAAACUCAGGGGAUCCCUGGGAAAACUUCCAGAAUUCUCAAGUACUUUCCUAUUGGGAAUGUGUCUAUUUGCUGAUGGUGACGAUGUCUACAGUGGGCUACGGGGACGUCUAUGCAAAAACCACCUUGGGGCGCCUGUUUAUGGUCUUCUUCAUCCUGGGUGGUUUGGCCAUGUUUGCCAGCUACGUCCCUGAAAUCAUAGAGUUAAUAGGAAACCGAAAGAAAUAUGGUGGUUCCUAUAGUGCGGUUAAUGGGAGAAAGCAUAUUGUGGUCUGUGGUCAUAUUACCCUCGAAAGUGUCUCCAACUUCCUCAAAGACUUCCUACACAAGGACAGGGAUGAUGUCAAUGUUGAAAUUGUUUUUCUCCAUAAUAUUUCCCCUAAUCUUGAGCUGGAAGCCUUAUUCAAACGACAUUUUACGCAAGUAGAAUUCUACCAAGGAUCUGUUCUCAACCCUCACGACCUCGCCAGAGUGAAGAUCGAGUCAGCAGAUGCCUGCUUAAUCCUAGCCAAUAAAUACUGUGCAGAUCCUGAUGCUGAAGAUGCCUCCAACAUCAUGAGGGUUAUUUCGAUCAAGAACUACCAUCCCAAGAUCAGAAUAAUCACACAAAUGCUACAGUAUCACAAUAAGGCCCAUCUGCUUAACAUUCCGAGCUGGAACUGGAGAGAGGGUGACGAUGCGAUCUGUCUGGCGGAGCUGAAGGCAGGCUUCAUAGCCCAGAGCUGUCUGGCCCAGGGCCUGUCCACCAUGCUCGCCAACCUCUUCUCUAUGAGGUCCUUCAUUGAGAUUGAGGAGGACACAUGGCAGAAGUAUUACCUAGAGGGGGUGGCUAAUGAGAUGUACACAGAGUAUUUGUCCAGUGCAUUUGUCGGCCUCACCUUCCCAACUAUCUGUGAGCUGUGUUACGUGAAGCUGAAGCUGUUGCUUAUUGCCAUCGAAUACAAGUCGGAGCAGAGAGAGAGCAGCAUCCUCAUUAACCCGGGAAACAAUGUGAAGAUGCAGGAAGGAACUCUUGGGUUCUUUAUUGCCAGUGAUGCCAAAGAAGUGAAGAGGGCAUUUUUCUACUGCAAAGCUUGUCAUGACGACAUCACAGACCCUAAGCGGAUAAAGAAAUGUGGCUGCAAACGAUUCGAAGACGAGCAUCCAUCAACUCUCUCGCCCAAAAAAAAGCAGCGCAAUGGAGGGAUGCGAAACUCACCCAACAACUCGCCCAAAAUGAUGAGUCGACACGACCCCCUUCUUAUUCCUGGAAAUGAACAAAUCGAGAGCAUGGACAUGAACGUGAAGAGGUAUGACUCGACAGGGAUGUUUCACUGGUGCCCGUCAAAGGAGAUCGAAAAAGUCAUCCUGACCCGAAGUGAAGCCUCCAUGACAGUACUGAGCGGCCAUGUGGUGGUCUGUAUAUUUGGGGAUGUCACGUCCGCUUUGGUGGGGCUGCGAAACUUGGUGAUGCCUUUAAGAGCCAGUAACUUCCAUUACCACGAACUAAAGCCAAUAGUUUUUGUGGGCUCGCUGGAAUACCUGCGAAGAGAGUGGGAGACUUUACACAACUUCCCUAAGGUCUCCAUCUUACCUGGUACGCCAUUAAGUCGGGCAGAUUUAAGGGCUGUCAACAUCAACCUCUGCGACAUGUGCGUAAUACUGUCAGCCAAUCAGAACAAUAUCGAAGAUGCCUCACUGCAGGAUAAGGAAUGCAUCUUGGCAUCACUCAACAUCAAAUCUAUGCAGUUUGAUGACAGCAUUGGGGUCUUACAGGCUAAUUCCCAAGGUUUCACGCCUCCUGGAAUGGACCGGUCAUCUCCAGACAGCAGUCCAGUACAUGGCUUUGUGCGUCAGGCUUCCGUCACCACCGGAGCCAACAUCCCCAUCAUCACAGAACUAGUGAACGACUCUAACGUUCAGUUCCUGGACCAAGACGAUGAUGACGACCCAGACACGGAGCUGUACCUCACUCAGCCCUUUGCCUGCGGCACUGCCUUCGCUGUCAGUGUACUCGACUCCCUGAUGAGCGCGACAUACUUCAAUGAUAACAUCCUCACACUGAUUCGGACGCUGGUCACAGGGGGGGCCACACCAGAGCUGGAGGCCCUGUUGGCUGAGGAGAAUGCUCUCAGAGGAGGAUACAGCACACCGCAGACACUGGCCAACAGAGACAGGUGUCGCGUCGCCCAGCUAGCCCUCUACGACGGGCCUUUUGCAGACUUGGGGGAUGGCGGCUGCUAUGGGGACUUAUUCUGUAAAGCGCUGAAGACGUACAACAUGCUGUGCUUUGGAAUCUACAGAUUAAGAGACGUUCACAUCAAUGGACCGAGCCCGUGCACAAAGCGGUAUGUGAUCACGAACCCACCGUAUGAGUUUGAGCUGGUGCCCUCAGACCUGAUCUUCUGCCUGAUGCAGUUCGACCACAACGCAGGCCAGUCCCGAACAAACUUGUCCCACUCUUCCCACUCCUCCCAUUCCUCCAGCAAAAAGAGCUCCUCCGUCCACUCCAUCCCGGCCUCCAACCGGCAGAACCGCAGCAGUAAGACCAGGGAGCCCCGCGACAAACAGAAAAAAGAAAUGGUUUACAGAUGAACCAGAAAAUGCAUACCCACGGAACAUUCAGAUCAAGCCCAUGAGCACUCACAUGGCCAACCAAGUCAACCAAUACAAAUCCACUAGUAGUCUGAUUCCACCGAUCAGAGAAGUUGAAGAUGAAUGCUGAACACAGGGUUUUCCCUCCAGACAUCUGUACGCUCUUUCAAAGGAGAUAGAAGAUCACCCAUGGAGGAUUGAUGGUGAUGAUGAUGGUGACAGGGAUGUUGAAGACUGACACAUUUCUCUUCACUCAUUGUUAAAAUCAAGGGUUGGACAAAAACCCAAACUGGAAAGGGACCUCCUAUGUGUAUACCUUUUAAUGUUACUUCCAUGAUCUUGGACUUUGUUUUAUUUAUUAAUGUAUCCAUAGUGAUGUACAUAAUGACAAUCAAAUAAGGAUUGUACAGCCCCUUCCUCCUAGCACUUUUUGGAAUUAUUUUAAGAGUUGACAAAAAAAAGAGAGUACUUCCUGUAAUUCUUUGCAAUAGUUCACCUCUUCGUGUGACCAGACUCCAUUGCUAAGGUGACUGGUUCUUGGAGGAUGAGGGUUGCGGCGAUAAACUGAUCAUAUCAUCUCCCAAAGAUCCGCCCAUGAUGCAUUACGUCUAACCAGCUGGGUUCACCGACUUCAUAUCUCCUGUCUGCUUCUGUUCUAUUUGCACUAAAACUGAACAAGUUUCUUUUGUCGGAACAACUGGAACCACCAGAUUCCCCCUCAAUAAAUUGUCGCUGAGGAGAUGACGGAAGGAAAGAAGAGGGAGGAGGGCUGCUUUGAAGGCAUACUAAUCUUCUUAGGUUGUUAUACAUCAUGUCAUUGCUUAAGGUUUGCUACUUCACCGUUGACUUGUCAUGUUAAGUGAGAGCAUUCCAGUCCUGCAGAAGAAAAUCGUCUUGCAAAACAGUAGUCUGAAAACUCGAAAAACGGUGCGGUGUUGGUGUGUGCCGACUAAGGAGAACCCUGUACCUAAAUGUCUUCUGCUGAUAUGUCCGAUCAUGAAGCCUGUGACUCUGUUUUAAGCUCCUAUCGCAUGAUAUGUGCCUGAGCCCCCUCUAUAACGGAUACAGUGCAGUUGAUCAACCUGAAAACAUGGGAAGGAUUUGAAACAACCUACCCUUAGCUUCAUGCGUUCAGGAGCAUUUACAUUAUAUGCACGCUGUGUGUGAGUGUGUGUGUGUGUGUGUGUGUGUGUGUGUGUGUGUCUGCGCGUGUGCAUCACAGCCACUCGUUGUGAUCAUCUGUUCCAUCGCUUUGUAUGUGUUGGUGCACCUUUUAGAGGAGCAGCAUGUGGGGUCUUUGCUCUAAAAUGAAAGUCAUGGUAGAAAAACAAACAGUAGAGGAAUCAGAUGGGUUUGGAUCUAAAACUAAAAUGAUAUUGUUGCAUCAAAAACAAACCAAAUUCCCCAACUAUCCUUGAGCUAAUGCGGACAGCAGCUGCGUGCCCACCGUUAACGCUUUGCUGUGAAAAUUGUGGGAUCACAAAGAAGAGUGGUGUAUUUUCUGAAUGUUAUGUCUGUUACAAAAAGUCAAUGUCUGAGGAAGGAAAUGCCACAUAUCGCAUAAAGUGGGCAUCAAUGGGUCCUCCUUUGAUCAAUGCUGCCUGGCACAGGGUUGGCACAGAGGCAGUAAAGAGCUUGGAUGUUCUCUGUAGCCAAUCCAGAUGUCACACGCCUCAAAACUCUCAGGAGUUAAGCUGCUAUGUCCGUUUCUCUAACAUGGGGAAAUGCUCAAAAAUAGUUGGGGUGAAAUGCAACAAUACCACAGACUGCCAAUAAGGAUACUGACGAGGAACCAGUGUUCUUUAUGCUAGCCUGUGACAACACGAGCGUGUAUUUUGCACUUGUUUAGGCCAUACGGAUCCAAACCCAGAUGUGAUAGAGAUGGAGGAUGGAGGCUUGAGCCUUGUACUCCUGAUACAUAAAUGUCAUGCAAAUAUGUAGGUGGACUUAUACAUUUAAACAUAAUUAUUUUGUAUCCAUAAACAUAAUCGAUUUAUACUUAUUUUUCUAUAGAAUAACCAUGUAAGAGUACUAUGGGAGAGAAAAAAAGACUCAAAUAAUAUCUUUAUUACAAUUACAUAUCAAAGAAUAUUGUGUUUGACUAUAUCACCAUUUUUUCACAUCAUACUAAAACAAAAUGUUUCAUUUUUCGUCCUGCCCCUCGAUAACAAACUGCAUCACUCUGGAGCCAAUAAAGCUUAGACUAGCUUGCAUUGUGAAACCACCAUCUUCAGCCUGGCAGCUCAGCUCUGUUGAGUCCUUGCAGACAUAGAUUAAGUCUCAUCUGGAACGUCUUUUAGUCGCAACAGAUGAGUCGUAUCUACAAAAUAAUGUGUCUGAUACUAGGCAUCCCUUGCUGCGAACACGCAGAAAGAAAGAAAGGUGAACAGUAAUGAUGUGUUAGGGGGUAAAUGUUGUAGUUAGCUGAAGAGAAGAUCAGAGUAGUAAUAAUAACAAGAAGAUAAUAGAGUCGCUCCCUCUGUGCGCAGGCCAGAACUGAAUGACCUUCAUUGUUUGACCUAAAUUAGGUCCCUCGUGAUGAGGAAGAGUGUGUACACUAAAGCACAGUGUGCCGGUGUUUUCCACAAAAUAUCAUUUUAAAUAUGACAGUGAGAAGCUGUCUGUUUAAUGCGGUGAUUCUCCUCUAGAUGCUGUAAAGUUGAAGUAAAUCUAAAAGAACAUUUGGAAAAAGAACAUAAUAUUGUGCUAAAUAUGUUUGUGUAAAUUGAAUUCACCCAUUAUAUAAACCACAUUUAUUUUUCAAACAAAAUGAUCUGAGCUUAAAUAUCAGUCUUUUGGAUGUGGUGCAACUAUACUGAAGCCUCAUACACAUCGUCCUAAAGUGAACUUUUGAACUGUGAUUACAUCGUUGUCACACUUUGUAGCAUAUAGAUUUCUUUUCAAAAAAUAUGUGAGUAAAAUGUAUGUUUAAUUGGGUUCUUAAUUGCAUAAUUGCUAGCCUGAACAGUAAGGAACUAUUAACAUUUGAUAAUAGCAAUGACUUAUACAUAGAAUCGACAAACUGAUUGUUAUGUUAACAAAAAAAGACAAAUGUGUAUUUUGAAAAUGAAAGAUCCUGGAUUUUUCUGGGAAAGUACUCUAGUAGGAAACAUAGAAAUUUGAUUAAUCAGCCAUCGCUAAGAUGUAAGGUAGCACCAAUUCAGCAGAGGUUUUAAAAGAGAGAGCAUCCUUAAUUUUCCUGUUUUUAUUACUUUGCAUUCUUACAAGGUUUACAUUCCAUUUUUUCAGCAUGUCAUCUGUCACAACUGCUUCUUUUUUGUUUACAGAGUAUUUUAUGAGUUACUUAAACAUAGCAUUGUUCAGAAAUAAAACGGUACAUGCUGCAAACUGGCAUUAACAAGAAACUCUCAAAGUAAUGCACCAUUUGUUUCAUAACACUUGAUUACUGUGCUUUUUCUACCUGAACCAUCAUCGUGCGACUCAUUCAGACUGGCAUUAUUCAUAACACUGGACUGAGAUGUCUCUCCUUCCUAAACCUUGUCAUAUGUCUCUAUUAGAUGUUUUAGGUUUUUGCAUUGUAUACCUCUAAAGUUUUUUAGAGUGUUUUUUGAAGUGCCAUGAAGAGUUUAGUUUAGCAAGCAUCCUUCAGUCAUUCAGGGACAAAAGCUCACUCUGAGGGAGCUGAGUCCAAGUGUUUUCCAGUGUGAGAACGGUCUCUUAUACUGGCAUGGAGAACAUCCAAGCCAUCAAUGCCUCCAUGCCAGUAUAGUGCCAGGCAGCGCAAAAGGUCAAGAGGAGGGCCCAUAUAAAGUCCCACUAUAGCGAAAAGUGGCAUUCAGGAAGCCUGAGAGGCAGCUGGGGCACAGAUAGCAGCCCCAGUUGUCAAACCACACAUAUUGUCUCUACUGUGUGCUGGGUUAUCAGGUUGUGUUAUGUAGUGUAGUUAGAUAUGGAUGACUGAAAGAUGCACAUAGGGGCACAUGCCUGUAACAUCACGUGUUGUGUCCACUGAACAAAUCAAAGACUAUGAUGCGUCAUACGUUAUUGUUACAGUAUGUUGCAUUAUUUUUGUUAAUCUAUUUUUUGCUGUAAAGGAUGGAUAUAAUAACUUAUUUGCUGGGAAUUGUACUAGAUAUAAUAGAACAUAUACUACUUAUUGGGAUGGGACGUGGGUCUCAAGUCUUAACAAUACAUUAAAAUUGCAUUCAGCAAUUUUUUUGUUGUUUUUUUAAAGAAAAGUUGCAAUUUUUGUUUAUUUUUUUGGUUGCCUAUCAGUUCAGGAAAAUAAUUCAGGACAAUGCUUUUGCGUAAAUACACAGAUCAUCAUCGCAGCAAAUAGGAGUUUGACAUAGCAGUCUAAUUAGUUUGGAUGUGUUCUGAAUAUGACGGAUAAAAGGAUUAUUUGAUGGUGCUGAGUUGAUCUACCUGACUCUGUCAAAUAUCAUCUGCUGAUAAAUAUACUGUCUUGUACAAAAAGUUUGUACAUAGAUUGUACAUGGUUUCUUUUUGUAUUUUCUCAAAUUAAAAUGGAUGUAUUUGUGUUCUAAA